Molecule: messenger RNA, 1377 nt
Organism: Solanum stenotomum
Lineage: Eukaryota; Viridiplantae; Streptophyta; Magnoliopsida; Solanales; Solanaceae
Product: rust resistance kinase Lr10-like
Exons: 2
Coding region: 1-1377 (458 amino acids)
Biological process (GO): protein phosphorylation
Molecular function (GO): protein kinase activity; ATP binding
Source: RefSeq, a predicted model, not a curated record
AUGGAGCCAUGUGGGAACAAAAUUGGGGUUAGGGGAAGGAGGCGGAGCCAUGUGGGAGCAAACUUAUCUCUGUUCCAUAUUAAAUCUUUUUCUCCUUCUAUCAUUAUCAGACUUUUUCGCUUAAUCGGAGAUAAGUUUUAUAAUCUGAAACUCACAAGUGUUGGUGUUGCAGAUGUUAUCACAAGUAUUGAUGUUGCAACUGUUAGCACUCUAACAGCAGGAACAUCAAAAAGGGGUUACCUUCGGAUAAUCUGGUUCAUGGUGGCCACAGGUGCAAGUUUGUUUACUAUUGGACUGUUAGUUUUACUCUUCUGCUUCAGAAAAAAGAUUUUGUGGUACAAAUACAUCAGGUUUUGGGAAUCUAAUGCUGAGGAUCACCAAAAAGUUGAAGAAUUCUUAAAGAACUAUGGUGCAUACGCUCCGAACAGAUACAGUUAUACAGACAUCAAAAGAAUCACCGGUCGUUUCAGUAGCAAACUAGGCCAAGGAGGAUUUGGUAAUGUGUACAGAGGAAGUUUGAGUAAUGGGAGUGAAGUGGCAGUAAAGGUCCUGAAUGAACUAAAAGGCAGUGGUGAAGAUUUCGUUAACGAGGUGGCAAGUAUUAGCAGAACUUCACAUGUUAACAUUGUGAGCCUCGUGGGAUUUUGUUUUGAGGGUCACAAAAGAGCUCUUGUAUAUGAGUUCAUGCCAAAUGGAUCUCUUGAAAAGUUUAUCUAUGAGGAAAGAUCCGACAGUGUUCGCCAAUUAGGUUGGCCAAUAUUACACAAAAUCACACUAGGCAUUGCUCGAGGAUUGGAGUACUUACACCGUGGUUGUAACACUCGGAUUUUGCAUUUUGAUAUAAAGCCUCAUAAUAUCCUACUUGAUGAAGAUUUUUGUCCUAAGAUCUCUGACUUUGGUCUAGCCAAAAUGUGCAUGAAACAAGAGAGCAUUGUGUCAAUGUUAGGUCCACGAGGGACUAUCGGUUAUAUUGCUCCAGAAAUUGUUUGUAGAAACUUGGGAGGUGUCUCUCACAAGUCUGAUGUCUAUAGCUAUGGAAUGAUGGUCCUAGAGAUGGUUGGAGGAAGAAAAAAUGUUGAUGAAGGAGUUGAUCGCACAAGUGAAAUCUAUUUUCCACAUUGGCUUUAUCAACGAGUUGAACUAGACGAAGAGCUUCAACUAAUCGGGAUAAUGAAUGAAGAGGAGAAUGAAUGUGCAAGAAAGAUGGUGAUAGCGAGUUUAUGGUGCAUACAGACUGAUCCCUCAAAUCGACCAUCGAUGAGCAAGGUUGUUGAGAUGUUAGAAGGGAAACUAGACUCUUUGCAAAUGCCUCCCAAGCCUUAUUUAUUUUCUCCCUCAAGAUCAGAGGUAGAUUCAUCAGUAGUAGAACUGGCCUAG